AUGUCCGCCGGCGCGCCGCGCGUCACCGCGGACGCGCGCGUCGUCGCGCGCGGUCUCCCUCGGCGCGCUCGCUCGUUCGAGCGCGCGUGGACGGCGCGACGGGCGUCGAAAGCGCCGCGCGUGGACGACGUCCCACUCACCGAGUGGGCGCUUUCGACGAAGGAGAGCGUCGAUGGGGGAGAUUUCAGGCGCGCGCGCGCGAAGGAGGCGUCGUUGAGAUCACCGUUCGGCGCCGAGGCGUUUGCGUGGGCGUAUUGGCGAGGGUACAGACAGAUGUUCAACGCGCUGGGGUAUCCCGGACCGGACGCGGAGGCGGAGUGCGCGGCAACGGUGCUGGCGCCGAGCAAGCGAUUGCUCGACGCGAGCUGUGGACCAGGGUUGAUCACGGAAAAGUUAGCUAAAGCACCGGGGUCGUUUACAUCCGUGAUCGCGAUCGAUUACAGCGAGGCGAUGGUGAAGGAGGCGCGCGAGCGGUUGGGAGACGACGCGCUGGCGUGCUGCGCCGACGUGAGUGAUUUACCGUUCGCAGACGAAGUCUUCGACGCAGUGCACUCCUCGGCGGGGGCGCACUGUUGGGACGACCCUGUCAAGGGGUUCGUGGAGCUUCACAGGACGCUGCGACCGGGUGGGAAGGCGCUCGUGUCGACGGUGGUGCUUCUUAAGACAACCGGAAGCGAAGAGGAUUACACGCGCAAGCGAAAGUCCAACACACCCUUCUGGAACGAGCGCGCUGUGUGUCGAAUGAUGGAAUCCGUCGGUUUUCGCAACGUCGAGGUCGUCAGAAAGGAUAAGUGCUUCGUCGCGAUCAAAGCGACAAAGUGA
This is a messenger RNA of Ostreococcus tauri, 822 nucleotides long. RefSeq names its product Methyltransferase type 11. Lineage: Eukaryota; Viridiplantae; Chlorophyta; Mamiellophyceae; Mamiellales; Bathycoccaceae. Gene Ontology annotation, molecular function: S-adenosylmethionine-dependent methyltransferase activity. Bases 1 to 822 code for a protein of 273 amino acids. The record is from RefSeq and is a predicted model, not a curated record. The transcript has a single exon.